This is a messenger RNA of Brienomyrus brachyistius, 3905 nucleotides long. It is a transcript of the gene gemin4, whose product is annotated as gem (nuclear organelle) associated protein 4. Gene Ontology annotation, cellular component: SMN complex. The record is from RefSeq and is a predicted model, not a curated record. The transcript has 2 exons. Gene Ontology annotation, biological process: spliceosomal snRNP assembly; rRNA processing. The coding region runs from base 360 to 3548 and encodes 1062 amino acids. NCBI's taxonomy places the organism in Eukaryota, Metazoa, Chordata, Actinopteri, Osteoglossiformes, Mormyridae.
AACGGACUAAAUAAAACGGAGUUUAAUCUGAUAAUAAAUAAACACAUUUAAUACAAAUGGAAUAGAAGCCUGUGGUUUGUUAUGCAUAUAAAUUUAACCAUCUGGAUCGUGUUAAUGAAACAGUCGUUUUAGGUCAUUUGUUAUAUGCGGAGAAGCAUAAUACACAGGGGGCGCUAAGAAACACGCACUUAGCCCGGAUUCAAACGGAGUCCCUCUUGAAAAUGCAGGAAGCUCGUUGUGCCGGAAGCUAAAGGUCAGAAAUAAUCGCGGCGUGUCUGUCGUACGUCCCGCCGGUUUUCGUGCGCUGGUGACUUAUCGAUGGUAUAUCCGCACCGAGCCAGUGCUCGUUUCUGAGAGCCAUGGAUCACGAGAACUCGAUAAGCUGUGAGAAGACAGCCGUGCUGCAGGGUGGAUUUCUGCUGGCCGGGCAGCUCUACCGGCCGCGCUCGCUGGCGGACCUGGAGAAGGGAGACUGGAGCAGGGUGGAACAGCCUGUGCUGCGGGCAGUGGCAGAAGUCUGCGGGGGCGCCAGGGCUGGAGCUCCGGACAGCGCUCAUUGGGAAAAAAAGAUCAUAUGUAUUUUGUGGAGCAAGCUCCUGGGGCAGGAGAAUGGAGCGGACAUUGACGCAAGGUGGCGGGAAGACCCUCUCUUUCCAGCACAGGAGGUUUUUCCCAGCAUAAGCCGGGCAGUCCUGUUCCAGUUGGUCCAGGCAAUGGGCUGUUCUGGGGUGUACACUGAGUUGCUGAUGUGCUUCCCCGCUCCGCUCCUGUGCGUAGAGCUCAGCAGGCUGCUCGAGCACCUCAGACGGGACAGCUCUCCUCGGGACGCCCAGCUCCUGCUGGAGGUGUGGUGGGAGCUGUGGAAAGACCAGCGUCACAGUCAACAGAGUCUGGACCGGACUUUUGCAGCUCAGUGUGCCCGAUACAGCAGCCCCUCCGGCGAGCUCCCAUGUCAGGCUCCCAAGCGGCUGAAAGCAGACCCAGACGCAGCUCGUGCUGCCACCUGUGUACCAUCACUGCUCUUCCAGGCACUGAAGGAAAUGGAAAGCUACGUGAACUCACCCGGUCUGACCUGCUUCGCCCUCUCCAACUGCCUGGACACCCUGUACUCGUCGUUCUUAUUAGAGCAUGCUACCUACACCAAGGGCACUGAUCUGCACAGUCUCACUUGGGAGGUCCGUCUGAGGGAGGAAUACAAUCAGGCAGCCGGUCCUAGGCUGGAGGAGAUCAUUAGAGAAGUUCAGAGAGACCAGGCUGGGGGCAGGAGCCGCUCGCCUUUCCGUGUGGAGGACAUGUCCCUCUUGCAGGGCCUGAGGGCUACAUGCACCCUCGCCCAGGCCUGGCGGAGUCGAGGGCUGCUGAAAAUUCCAGACGCGGAGGUGCUGGGCUCGGCUACUCUGAGGCUCAAACGAAGCCUGCUGCUCGUGAUCCGUGCCUUGGAGGACCUGCUGGGGUCUGGUGGGUUAGUGGAAGCUGAGAGGUGUGACGUGAGUGACCUGAAAGACCAGCUGAAGGACCUGGAGGUGCUGUCUCUCCCUGACCCACAAUUCAGUUCUGCAGAGAUGGCUCGAGUUGCCAUGGCAAUCAUCGACCAUCGGCUAGAGGGACAUGAGGAUGUGGCGCUCAGGUUUGCGUCGGAGCUGGACUGGGUUUCCAGUGGGACAGAGUGGAUCAGCUGCCUGGAGAGAAACAAAGAGGUGUUUCAGUGCAAAGAGCUGGUUCUGAAGCUACUCUCCACCCUUGCUGUGAUGUGCCAGCUAGAGGCUGAUGUCCUGCAGUGUAAGAAGCUGAGGUCCAUCAUCGCUGACAUCUUCUCGGAGCUUCCACUGCCUUGCAAGAAUGAGACGCUGGUGGCGGUGCUGGCUUCUUGGGGGAAAGGCGGACUCCGUGGCUUCCUGCCCCAGGCGCUGUCCGAGGGCUUUGCUGAGGAGCUUAACCUGGCCUUUAACAGCAUCAUUCAGAGCAGGGCGGCGGGCAGCAUGGGCCCCGCCGUGUCUGCUGUCGCCCGCGUGGCGCUCCAGGACCCUGAGGCCACCUUGAGGCGCUGUUGCCAGUUGGCCGUGGUGAACCUGGGGGCCCAUUCUCUACUGGCCCAAAUCCUCCAGCAGCUGCCUGGGCUCUGCUACCCCCAACCCAAGGCGGGGGCUCAGACUGGGGAGAGCCUGCUGUGUGGCUGCCUGCGGGAUGCCGUGUGGGAGAAGCUGUCCUCCUCCAAAGAGGAGGAGCAAUUCCUGCAUUUCAUUGCUGCUUUAAUGGGUCCAGUCGCACUGACCCAGGAAGCAGCGGUGGAGCCCUUGCUGGCUCCUGAGGAGGUGGUGCGUACGUUUGUCCUGCCUUGCUUGUCACCGUUGUCUUCCUGGAGGCUGGAACUCUGUCUGCAGGUGCUUCUUGCAGCCUUGAAGUUGGCCUGUCAGCCCGGGGUGACGCACUGGGUGAUGAGCUGCUCCCCUUUCCCCUUCCUGUUCACUCUUGGCCGGCUUUUGGAUGACAGCUGCAGGUGCUGGGAGGAGCCAGCAGAUGGCAGCCUUCACACAUCCAUGGAGUCCAAAGAGCUGCUGAUCCAGGCUUUGACUGUGCUGGCAGAGCUGGUGGGCCAGGAGGUGGCUGCCGCCCCUGACUCCUGGUCCAGGGCCAUCUUUUGGCUCUACAGAAAAGCAGAAUCCCUGGACUGGACAGUGCGCCUCCACUUCCGGCCUGUUUGGGGGGCACACUUCAAAAACGAGGUACCAAAGUCACUGCUGGACGUGUGUGAGCUGCCAGAGCAGGACUGGUGUGCCCUGAAGAUGCCCCAGUAUGGAGCAGGGACAGGGCUGCUGGCCUGGGCUGAGUGCUGCUGCUACUCGGACUCGGUGCAGGAGAAGCUUCUGAGCUGGCUGAGCCUGGACCAGAGCCGCGCGGAGGACGUCCGCAUGUUCAGCAAGGGGCUGAUGGUGGCGCUGACACAGGUGCUGCCCUGGUGCACUAUGGCGGAGUGGGCCAGGCUGCUGGGGGCCGUGCGCGGCCUGCUGGUCUCGGACCGGCUGUAUGUCCCCUACUCGCUGGAGUACGUCGACUUCCUGCCGCUGCUGGACCUGCGGCCGCUAGCCACCGAGCUGCGCCUCUCCGUGCUGCUCUUGCGUGUUUUCCAGCUGCUGUGCGGCCCCAGCUGCGCAGCCUGGCUGUCUGCGGGGGGUGUGGCGCACGUAGGUCGCCUGUACGCCGUUGCCGUGCGGGGCAUGGCCUCAUCGCUGCUGGAGAAGCUGCCGGCCCCAGAGACGGCCGGUAACCGUGAUGACGGCAGAGGCGCUGCGGCCGCGGUCCUGUUUGCGCUGAUCCAGAUGUUCUGUCACACGCUGCACGUACAGGUGAUGCUCCCGGGCCCGGCUGAGUCGCUGUGCCUCGGCGCCCUGGAGCUCGUCACGCAGUGCCAGGCUGUGCUGGCCGCCCACCCGAGCUCCAGCUCCGCCCUCCAGAGGGACGACAUGCGGCACUUCAUGACAUCCAUCGCUAACAAUGUGCAGAGUGUGGAGAUGAGGACUGCACUCUGCCAGAAGAUUGCUCAGCUAUGAAGGCACCCAGUAGAAAAUUCUGAACAUAAAAUCAGGUUUUGUGCUUGUGUGUUAAAUUGAGUUGUGGCUGAACCUUCACAGUAAUGAUGGAAAGGAAAGACCUUGGGGUUUGUGUGUGAAGAAUAUAAAUUGAAUGUUUCUUCCUGCCCCCAGCCAGUAAAUGAUGCUGGGGUCUCAUUUCAGCCUUUGCUUUGCUGCCCCGCCUGAGGAGGAGCCAUUAACUCUCCUGAUCCUGCUGGACAGAAGAGUUAGUCUCCCUCUGUACACUGACAGACCUGGAUCUGAUCCUUCACUGUUUACUCUGAUUGCAGCUGUAUUGCUUAUUUGUUUCUAUAAAGCAGCUUAUUUUACAUUUAA